Messenger RNA from Podarcis raffonei (Aeolian wall lizard), 1846 nucleotides. RefSeq names its product leucine rich repeat containing 75A (gene LRRC75A). The transcript has 4 exons. Lineage: Eukaryota; Metazoa; Chordata; Lepidosauria; Squamata; Lacertidae. The coding region runs from base 12 to 1154 and encodes 380 amino acids. The record is from RefSeq and is a predicted model, not a curated record.
CACCAUCCAGCAUGGGCGCCAAGCAGACCAAGGGUUGCCCGCUGCCCGGCAGCCCCCAGGCCGCCGCCUCGGCCGCCCGCCGGAGGAUGCUGCCGUCGCCCCGGGAGCGCGGCGACUUCCUGGCCUCCCUCGUCGUGCGAUCCGGAGAAAAGUUUGGCAAGGGGGGCGGUGGCGGAGGGGGCGGCGGCGGCGGCCUCCCCCCGUAUCACCGCCGGAUCGGCCUUAUCCAGGACAUGCUGGGGAUGGUCAAGCAAGGCAAGCAGGAGGAGGCCACCGACCUGCUCAAGCACCUGCGCCAGGACCUGGGCAUGGAGUCAACUUCGCUGGAUGACGUCCUGUAUCGCUACGCCAGCUUCAGGAACCUGGUUGAUCCAAUUACCCAUGACCUGAUCAUCAGCCUGGCCAGGUACAUCCACUGCCCCAAACCGGAAGGUGACUCUCUGGGAACCAUGGAGAAGCUCUGCAGGCAGCUGACUUACCACCUGAGCCCCCACUCUCAGUGGCGACGCCAGGGCAUUGUGAAGAGGAAGCCGCAGGCCUGCUUGAAAAUGAUCCUGGUGGGGAAUCCCCGGGACAACACCGUCGACCUGUCGGGCAUCCCCCUGACCCUGAAGGAGCUGGACCGGGUCAUCCCCUACCUCCAGCAGACCUCGGAGUACAUCGAGAACGUGGAGCUCUGCUUCACGGACCUGACGGACGAGGUGUUCCUGCAGCUGCUGCCCGUCCUGAGCGCCCUGCCCCACCUGUCCACCCUCUCCCUCAACGGCAACAGGCUGACCAAGGCUAUCCUGCGGGACCUGACAGAGGCGCUGAAGGACCCCAGGAACUUCCCCAGCAUGACGUGGAUCGAUCUGGGCAACAACGUUGACAUCUUUUCCCUGCCGCAGCCUUUCCUGGUCAGCCUCAAGAAACGCUGCCCCACCCAGGGGAACCUCCCCACCAUCCUGGAGUUCGGGGAGGGCCAGGUGAGUGACUUGGAGAGUCAGGAGGGUCUGCCUUCCGUGGAUGAGGACGCAAGCGGCGGUGGCGGCAGCAGCAGCGUGGGCACCGCCAGUCCCGGAGAGCUGCAGACAGGCGAGGAGAUUGAGGUCAGACUGCUGGAGAGUCAGGUGGCAGACGAGGAGGCGUCUCCCCCGGGGCUGCUUCAGACAUGAGGUGCAGGCACCUCUCACUUGGCCAGAAUGCUCUUGGCAGACACCCACCCAUUUCCCACCCCGAUGACAGCAGCAUCAGCAGCAAGGAUCUUGGCCCCAGACUCCAUGGAUACUGAGGAGGGUUCUCUUGUGAGGAUAAUAAACGAGUGGACAGAAAGAAGUGGUGUCAGGGAGGCAGGCUGCACCCUUCAGCACAUUAGUGAUACUCUUGGCCCUUCAGCUCCCAAGAUCUUGUGACAAACACAGAGAGGAGAUCUCUACUGCUGCAGCCUCUUUAGUUCCAGAGAACGCAAGACAGACUGAGAAGGCAACACCACUACUGAGCCAGUCUUUGUCCGGUGUAGGUUCCCAGUUACGCAGAACUCUUCACCAGGACUUUCACGUUUGCUCAUUUUCUGUUCCUUAUAGUGGUUACAGAUUGAUUGCUUUUAAAAAAAAAGUUCCCAAGUAUUUUCGUGGUAGAAGUUUCAGGAAAGGAUUUUCAUCCUUGCGUCAAUGGCAGGGGGCCAGUUAUCCCACAGAACUGAGGGAAAUGCUGAUUUUUCAAAUGUUAGGAGUGCAUAUCAUCAGCCUGAUCCAGAAGAACUGGGAAAUUGCCUUUCUCUCCCCCUUCCCACAAGCAGCAGAGGAACAGACACUGUUCACUAGCACCAACAAUGCAAGAAAUAAGUGGAUUUUGCCUCUCCCCUCCC